Toxorhynchites rutilus septentrionalis is the source of this 7127-nucleotide messenger RNA. RefSeq lists its product as uncharacterized. Lineage: Eukaryota; Metazoa; Arthropoda; Insecta; Diptera; Culicidae. The record is from RefSeq and is a predicted model, not a curated record. Gene Ontology annotation, molecular function: nucleic acid binding. Gene Ontology annotation, biological process: DNA integration. The transcript is spliced from 3 exons. The coding region runs from base 570 to 6824 and encodes 2084 amino acids.
CCUCUAUUGAUUCUCUUUUUUUUAUUUCACGACAAAACUGUAUUAUUUUUUGACUUUACAUUUAAAUUUUUAGAGACCAAAUAUUUCAAUUACGUAAUUGUGACGGCAAAAAACCCGAUACCGAUAACACUACAGCCGCUCUAUCCAGUGAAGAUUCGAUUCCGCAACGCACUCUUCGACAGGCCACAAAAACCAAAGCAAAAUUAGAAAACAAAACGUCAAACUGAAGAUACAAAACAGAAAAGAAUUGAAAAGGAUAAAAAUUGUCGAUCAAAAGAAGAAUCGUAUCAAAAGUUUUCUAUUAUCUAAAUAAUUCAAAGUGAAAUCUUAAAUUUAAAAAUAUUCUGAAUUACUGGGUAAAAAACUAAAGCUAACUGGUCGUCCUGAUAGGAUCUUUCCUUUGUAAUAGCUUCACCAAAAUUGUGAGUCACAUGAGAUGAAAUCCCACCAAAUUCUAAUAAAAUGCUUUGCAGCAAAAAGUCAACCACAACCAUAUCGUGUUUUCUUUCUUGACUUGGUGCAAUCUAACCCAACAAAAUCUUUUUGAAUUUUGUACGUGGGUAGCAAGGAUGGAAAGACAUCUAGACACUCCAGAAUACAACUGUAAAGGAUGUAAUCGUCCCGACAACGCGGAUACAGAAAUGGUAUGCUGUGAUGGGUGCCACGAAUGGGAACAUUUUUCUUGCGCGGGUGUAGAUGACACAGUGCGAAAUCGUGCGUAUAUCUGUAAAGUGUGCAAAGCGAAAACUACAGUAACAGAAGCGCUUAAGCCUCUGAAACCUUCUACGUCGGAUAAUAAAUCGGCUCAUAUGUCCCAGAAAUCCAAGAGCGGGUCUAAGCGUGGAAAGAAAGUUCCACAAUCGAAGUCACAAUCAAGUGUAGCAUCCAGUGCAAGAGUAGCAUUGCUGCAGGAGGAAAUGAAGAUCGCCGAGGAAGAAACCUUAUUGAAAGAGCAGGAAUUGAAGCAACAGCAGCAGUUGAAGAAGCGGGAAAUGGAGGUGUUACGUCGCCAACUGGAUGAAAAGAAGAAAAUCGUAGCAGAAGAAAUGCGACUACAACAGUUACAAAUUUCCGAGGAGAUGGAAUUUAAUAAAAAUCAACAUAUGAUCCGGCGGCAGUCUAUAGAAAUGCGACGGGAAAUAAUUCGUCAAAUAUCAUCGGGAAGCAGUAGGAGUAGUUCAAUACCCGACUCUAGAGAGAAGGUGUCAUCUUGGUUGAAUGUCCACAACGACGCUGGAAGAUCGAUGGAAAACACUAUGCGCAACGAUACCACAAAGGAAGAGGAAAUUCCCGUUUCGCAUAUAAACCGGUGUUCCGAAGACCCAGCGACUACUUCUACGAUGAGUAAACAGGUUCGCACAACUCAGCAGCCUAAAGCCACAAUCUCAAUAAACACCGAAGGUGCAGGUAUGAAUACUGUACCUAUGUAUCAGGACCCGUCCCAAAAUAAACCUAGCGUAGUAAAUUCGCUACAACCACCGAUCAUAUCAAGUGGCGUUGCGACAGCUGCUCAAACACACGUACCUCAGUGUCAGACAACAACGCGAACUGUUUUCCCGAAUCAUGUAAAUCCAGGCUUAACGAAUUGUCCAGGGUCGUCAUCAUGGAUCCACCCCCCUCAAUUCGAAAUUAGGAAUUCGAACAAUGUUCCUAUUGCUUCCAGUUUCCCAGCCUGUAUACCGGAAAAUCCCAUGUCUUCACAGCCCACGAUGGCAUUCUCUCAGCAGCACUGUCCAUCAAUGCUUGGUCCACAACUGAAUCAAUUUCAAGUGGCAUCUCGACAAUCGAUGGGGAGAGAUUUACCUAUCUUCACCGGAAACCCCGAAGAAUGGCCGGUGCUCAUUGCAAGUUUUGAACAAUCGACUCUAGCAUGUGGAUUCUCUAACGCGGAAAAUUUAAUCCGUCUACAACGAUGCCUGAAAGGACAUGCCCUGGAAUCGGUGAGAAGUCGUUUGCUUUUACCUACGAGCGUACCACACGUUAUACAGACUCUACGUACACUAUACGGUCGACCUGAACUGUUGAUACGGGUAUUAUUGGAAAAAGUACAACAAUCGCCCGCCCCCAAACCGGGACGUUUGGAGACAUUAGUACAAUUCGGAUUGACUGUCCAGAAUCUUGUAGACCAUCUAGUGGGAGCAAACCAAAAGGAUCACCUUUCCAACCCAAUUUUAAUGCAACAGCUAGUCGAUAAACUUCCUGAUCAUUUGAAACUUAAUUGGGGCAUAUAUAAAGGCAAUUAUCAAAACGCUUCACUCGCGACAUUUGGCCAAUUCAUGACUGGAGUGAUCGAAGCUGCUAGCGCAGUCAAUUUCGACUUGCCGUGGGUCGAAAAGCAAGACUGGAAUGAAAAAAGAAAAAGGGAAAAAGGUGUUAUCCAUACCCACUCGACGGAGCAAGUUGUUCCAGUCGACGAAGCUUCUUCAACGAUAAUAAACCGAAAACCUGUUAAAACAUGUCCUUUAUGUGGUCAUGAAGGUCACCGGCUACCUGAUUGUAAUCAAUUCGUGACUCUGAAUUGUGAUCAAAGGUGGAAGGUAGUCCAACAGAAAAACCUGUGCAGAACAUGUCUCAAUAACCACGGUAAAUGGCCAUGCAGGUCUUGGCAGGGUUGUAGUAUGGACGGAUGUAGACAAAAGCACCAUACUCUUCUACAUAGUACAACGACAACAUCGAGCAAUGUAUCAGCAAGUCACCUUUCUCUGAGUACAUCAACGCAUUCCAUAUUGCGAAUGAUUCCGGUUGUCCUGCGUAAUAACGGACGAACCAAGGCGAUUUUUGCCUUCAUCGACGAAGGUUCAUCACUCACAUUAUUGGAACAAUCAAUUGCCGAACAUUUGGGAGUGGUCGGAACGCCGGAACCACUAACAUUGCAGUGGACGGGAAAUGUAAAACGGGAAGAACGAAAAUCUCAUCGAGUAUUACUGGAAAUAUCCGGAAAAAGUAACACUAAUCGUCGAGAAACACUGCACGCGCGAACUGUUACCCAUCUACGUUUACCUUCACAAACAGUUAGAUAUCGUGAGCUCUCCCAACGAUUUCCUCACCUGCGUGGACUGCCAUUAGAAGACUACGAGCUUAUACAACCGAAACUGCUUAUAGGGCUCGACAAUCUUGCCUUAGGAGUUCCUUUGAAAAUACGUCAAGGAAAUCGAAAUGAUCCAAUUGCGGCUAAAUGCCGACUGGGAUGGAGUAUCUACGGCGGUUCUCCUAGCCAUCCUGGACAAGCAUCAAUCCUCAACUUCCAUGUUGGUGUUGUUUCCGACCCUGAUAGGGAGCUAAAUGAGCAGCUUCGGGAUUAUUUUACUCUAGAAAAUACUGGAACUAUUUCAUUAGAAAAACUAGAAUCAGAGGAUGACAAGCGAGCCAGAAAGAUCUUGAGGGAAACUACUAAGCGUAUUGCGAUCGGAUUUGAAACUGGGCUAUUGUGGAGAACUGAUGAUCCUGUGGUUCCAAACAGCUAUUCAAUGGCGUAUCGUCGGUUAGUCUCACUUGAGAGGAAGUUGGAGAAAGAUCCCCCUUUGAAGCAACGGAUCCACGCCAUGAUAGCAGACUAUGAAGGGAAAGGCUACGCUCAUAAGGCUACAAGCGAAGAACUAUCUUUAACGAACCAAAACCGAGUGUGGUACCUUCCAUUGGGUGUCGUUUCUAACCCAAAGAAACCACACAAAAUCAGAUUAAUCUGGGACGCUGCUGCCAAAACCGAAGGAGUCUGUUUUAACUCUCUUCUGUUGAAAGGUCCUGACCUAUUGACUCCACUUCCACAAGUCCUAAGUCAGUUUCGUCAAUUUCCCGUUGCAGUGUGUGGAGACAUCCGGGAGAUGUUCCACCAAAUAAAAAUCCGUGAGCCAGAUCGGCAAUCUCAACGUUUCCUAUGGCGUAGCACUCCAAUUGAACCACCAACUGUAUAUGUCAUGGACGUAGCCACUUUCGGGUCCACCUGUUCUCCUGCGUCGGCACAAUAUGUGAAGAACCUCAACGCAUCGGAAGCUGCUCAACAAUUUCCCCGGGCUGCUGCCGCCAUUACAUUGAAUCACUAUGUGGACGAUUAUCUGGCUAGUUUCUCGUCAAUUAAGGAGGCGAUAGCAGUGAUCAACGAAGUCAAGCAGGUACAUGCUAUGGGUGGGUUCGAAAUACGGAAUUUUCUAUCGAACAAAUCAGAAGUCUUGCGUGGCAUAGGCGAAUUGGAAAAUGGUGUCGAAAAAGAACUUGAUUUGGUAAGAGGCGAAUCCUCUCAAUCUGUCCUUGGAAUGAUUUGGUUUCCCAAGACCGAUGAAUUUGCAUACACAUUCUCUAUGCGAAAAGAUAUUUUACCGAUUCUCGCCAAGGAUCACGUUCCUACCAAACGAGAAGUUCUCAAAGUGGUAAUGAGUUUGUUUGACCCCUUGGGACUUCUGGCCUUUUUUCUAAUACAUGGGAAAAUACUCAUUCAAAAUACGUGGCUCGAGGGAUCAGGUUGGGACGAUCCUAUCUCGAACAAACUGCAAAAACGAUGGCAGUGGUGGACUGAUCUUUUUCCGCAACUGGAGUUAUUGAGAAUUCCUCGGUGUUAUUUCCCGGCUCCGUUUCCAAUUAAUUCACACGAGCUGGAAGUACAUAUCUUCGUAGAUGCCAGUGAGCUGGCAUAUUCUUGCGUAGCAUAUUUCCGCCUGUUAACGGAGAAUAACAUUAUCGUUGCGCUUAUAAGCGCAAAGACCAAGGUAGCCCCCAUAAAGUCUCUCUCGAUACCCCGCCUGGAAUUAAAAGCGGCUGUUCUGGGCACACGCCUGAUGGAGUCUAUUAAAAGUCAGCACACACUCCCCAUUUCACGAAAAGUGUUCUGGAGUGACUCCAGCACCGUUCUGGCCUGGAUUCGAUCUGACCAUCGUCGUUACAACAAAUUUGUAAGUUUCCGAAUCGGUGAAAUACUGAGUUCCAGUGAACCGAAUGAAUGGAAGUGGGUACCUUCCAAACUGAAUGCAGCAGACGCCGCAACGAAGUGGGAGAAUGGAUCCGAAAUUAAAUCUGACAGCCGAUGGUUCCUAGGACCCAGUUUUCUGCGGUUGUCUGAAGAACGGUGGCCAAAACAAAAGUCUGUGUCAAUCACCGAAGAAGAAUUACGACCGGUUCAUACUCACUGGGAAAGAGAGCCAAUCAUCGACAUCACUCGAUUCAGUCAGUGGGCAAGAUUACUUCGUACGAUGGGAUAUGUUUUACGCUUUAUCCACAAUCUUCUACAUAAAAAACUCAAUUUACCUCCUGAAUCAGGUGUACUGACCCGAGAGGAAAUUAGAGGAGCAGAAGAAGCGCUGUGGAAAAUAGCGCAGUCAGACGAGUUUUUUGAGGAAACGAAAUUGCUGAAGGAGACCCAAGGGCCACCCCAUGCUGUACAUUGCGUCGUCGCUAAAUCAAGUCCUAUAUACCGAGCUUGGCCAUUUCUAGAUGAUCGAGGAGUCCUGAGAAUGCGGGGUCGUAUUGGUGCUACAAAAUUUGCAUCAUACGAAGCAAAAUAUCCAGCUAUUCUGCCAAGAAAACAUCCUAUAACCUUCCUAAUAACUGACUGGUAUCAUCGCCGCUUCCGCCAUGGUAAUAAGGAAUCAAUUGUGAACGAGAUGCGCCAGCGUUUCGAAAUCUCCAAACUACGGACAUUGGUGAAGAAGGUUAUGGCGAGAUGCGUCUGGUGCCACGUUAUGAAGACCAAACCGAAGUCUCCACCCAUGGCAUCACUUCCGGAUGCUCGAGUAAGCGCAUUUGUUAGACCUUUUACAUUUGUUGGGUUGGAUUAUUUUGGUCCAGUGUUCGUUCGAGUUGGUAGGAAUCAGGCCAAACGUUGGGUGGCUCUCUUCACCUGCCUCACCAUUCGAGCCGUACACUUAGAGGUAGUGCACACCCUAUCAACAGAGUCUUGCAUUAUGGCAGUUAGGCGAUUCGUUGCACGUCGAGGAUCUCCCGCCGUAUUCUAUACGGAUAAUGCGACAUGUUUUCAUGGUGCAGAUAAAGAGCUACAAUCUCAGGUCGACAUUCGAAACAGAGCUUUAGCGUCUACGUUCACCAGUUCCCAAACCAGCUGGAAAUUCAUUCCCCCUGCUGCUCCCCAUAUGGGAGGAGCAUGGGAGCGACUUGUCCGUUCUGUAAAAAUAGCAGUUGGCACAAUAAUAGAUGCUCCCCGCAAACCCGACGACGAAACUCUGGAGACUGUUUUAUACGAUGCUGAGGCCAUGAUAAAUUCUAGGCCCCUGACGUACAUUCCACUGGAAGAUGCUGACCAGGAGGCACUGACUCCCAAUCAUUUUUUGCUGGGUAGCUCUUCCGGCAUUAAAAUUGAACCCGUAGAGACAGGCAACCGCUCCAUCCUGCGGAGUAGUUGGAAACUCGCUCAGCACAUCACUGACGAGUUCUGGCGGAGGUGGGUGAAGGAAUACCUACCAGUUAUAACUCGAAGAUGUAAGUGGUUCGAAGAGACGAAAAACAUAGAGGUGGGAGAUUUGGUACUGGUCGUGAACGGUACAGGAAGGAACCAAUGGAUACGUGGACGUGUGGAACAGGUUUUCUCAGGACGCGAUGGGAGAGUUCGUCAGGCGAUGAUACGAACUGCGACUGGUGUUCUACGGCGACCGGUGGUUAAGCUAGCGAUUUUGGACGUCGAGAAAGUUAGUAAACCCAAUCAAGAGUCUACAGGGGAUCAGGACCAUUACAUGGGUUUACGGGCGGGGGUAUGUGACGGCAAAAAACCCGAUACCGAUAACACUACAGCCGCUCUAUCCAGUGAAGAUUCGAUUCCGCAACGCACUCUUCGACAGGCCACAAAAACCAAAGCAAAAUUAGAAAACAAAACGUCAAACUGAAGAUACAAAACAGAAAAGAAUUGAAAAGGAUAAAAAUUGUCGAUCAAAAGAAGAAUCGUAUCAAAAGUUUUCUAUUAUCUAAAUAAUUCAAAGUGAAAUCUUAAAUUUAAAAAUAUUCUGAAUUACAGUGGGUAAAAAACUAAAGCUAACUGGUCGUCCUGAUAGGAUCUUUCCUUUGUAAUAGCUUCACCAAAAUUGUGAGUCACAUGAGAUGAAAUCCCACCAAAUUCUAAUAAAAUGCUUUGCAGCAAAAAGUCAACCACAACCAUAUCGUGUUUUCUUUCUUGACUUGGUGCAAUCUAA